This is a messenger RNA of Triplophysa dalaica, 1916 nucleotides long. RefSeq names its product erythropoietin a (gene epoa). Gene Ontology annotation, biological process: nucleate erythrocyte development. Gene Ontology annotation, molecular function: cytokine activity; hormone activity; erythropoietin receptor binding. NCBI's taxonomy places the organism in Eukaryota, Metazoa, Chordata, Actinopteri, Cypriniformes, Nemacheilidae. The record is from RefSeq and is a predicted model, not a curated record. The transcript has 5 exons. Gene Ontology annotation, cellular component: extracellular region. The coding region runs from base 347 to 898 and encodes 183 amino acids.
ACCCUCCACCUCUCACAUGGUGUUAGAGAGAGCGUUCCAGCGUUUCUGCUUAAAUUGCGAUAUCGCUUUCGUGGAGUGAGUGUACAUUUAACCUACAUUCAUUGAAAGCUUGCCAAUAGGGUGAUGCAAAGACUGCUGGGUCGCUGUACGUGCCUCCUAGUAGAGGACGAUGUCAUUGUAUUUGCUCGCGUACGAGUCUCGCUGAGAGCACUUGAAAGCAGCGCGCAGGGCUGGAUGCGUCUGUGUUUCAGUCUAUCGAUGUCUUUUCUACUAUCAGCUGAGCUGUCUUUGCACGAUAUUUGUCCAUUUUAAUCAUGUGUUUGAAAAAUGCCAAGCUGUUUUGCGAAUGUUUCACAGUUCAGGACUCUUUGUCUUACUGCUGAUGGUGCUGGAGGGGACCCAUCCAGGCCUAUCCUCCCCAUUACGCCCCAUCUGUGACCUUCGCGUCCUUGACCAUUUCACUAAGGAGGCCUGGGAUGCAGAGGCUGCCAUGAAAGCUUGUAACGAUGACUGCACCAUUGCAACAAACCUCACUGUUCCUCUUACACGAGUUGAUUUUGAGGUGUGGGAAGCAAUGAAUAUACUAGAGCAAGCUCAGGAGGUCCAGUCAGGCCUGUAUGUGCUGAAUGAGGCCAUCAGCUCACUAAAGGCAUACAACCAAACUGACGAAAUACACUCCCACAUAGAUUCCAGUGUUAGUAACAUUGCCAGCAUCAGACAGGUGUUGCGAAGUCUCAGCAUUCCGGAAUAUGUGCCUUCAAGCAGUGAAGAUGAGGGCACGGAGAUGCAGAAAGUGUCCUCAAUUUCAGAGCUGUUUCAGGUCCACAUUAAUUUUCUGCGAGGGAAAGUGCGCCUUCUGAUUGCCAAUGCACCUGUCUGUCAUCAGAGUGCUAGCUGAUAGAAACUCUAGGACAAGGGCUUAAGUAGAGCUCCUCAUAUGGACAUGGACUAUUGUUGCAGUCACAAAGGAUUGAAGAAAUGACCAGGACUUGUAGCACUUUGUGAAAAGAGAUUUUUUAAUAUUUACUAUAAAGGGAAAAGGAAGGAGACAAACCUCUUACUCAUCAAACACCACAUCCCCAAGAAUGGCUUAUGAUUACGGCGGUGUACACUAUGUGUGUUGAGCAUUCACACGCCCACCUGCAUUAACUGAAAAAAUCAAACCAAAAAGGAAUCAACCACUUGCCAGAAAUCACUCCUGUUUCCCCAUAUGACUGAUGGCACUUGUCACCCAGCUCGAUUAAGAAGAUUUAUCCAGGACGCUUUACAUGUGUUUUGUAUCGCUUUUGAAAUUGUCAUUAUUUAUAUGAUAUAUUUCUUAGAGUUGGAAUCACUGGCUUUUGCAAAUUCUUCUCUGAAGACAUUCAGGUGAAGACAACUUUUUCUAUAUGUACUGCUGCCUCAAGCAACUCCAAACAUUGAAGUGUUCAUAGAGAAGACUAUUUAUCAAUAUUAAUUAUGCACUGUGGGUUUUAUAAUAAUAUCAGUGUAUGAAAUGUAUGUGUGUGGUUCUUUUAAGAAUGCUGCUGGGAAUGUUUAAAGGGUGGGAAGUUGUAAAACGGGGAAUUGUUACAGGUCAUUUGGGGUGAAAUGGAGGAAGGACUGGAUUGCGCUUUUGUUGGGAAUUGGAAAAUUUCGUGCGAGCUGAUGGGUCUCUGCGUUAGUUCACGUCUGAAUUACGCUGUGGAGCACGCUGUUCUGAAGAUAACACUGCUGCCAGGAAAAAUAUUGAUUGGUGUGUGACGUACAUCCUUCCUCACUUCCACUUGACUCACUAGGCUGCAUAUAUGCCUUUGGGUAAUGAUUGUAGGUCGAUAUUUUUGUUUGUAUGUUGACAUGUUUGUUUUGCAAAAUACCCUGUUUUUUUACAUCUGUCGGUCACUGCCUGGAUGCAACAAAGUAUGUUUGUAGCUGUU